AUGUGUGCAGAGGAAGAUGCAGUAAUGGAGCUCUUGAAGUUCAUGUAUAGCAAUUCACUAACAGUGACGACGACCCCUGCUUUGCUCGAUGUUCUAAUGGCCGCAGACAAGUUUGAGGUAGCUUCGUGUAUGAAGCAUUGUAACCAUUUGUUGCUGAAUAUGCCAAUGACAUUAGACUCUGCAUUGCUUCUUCUUGAUCUUCCUUCUACUCUGCUAAUGGCUGAUUCCGUAAAGCCUCUGACAAAUGCCGCAAAGCAAUUCAUCGCCUUGCGCUACAAGGAUAUAACAAAGUUUCCAAUGAGUGAGGUGAUGGCUUUACCGUUACUAGGUUUCAAGGCAAUACUAGCGAGCAACGAUCUAAUGGUUCCGUCUGAAAACAUUGUAUACGAAGCUGUCUUGAAAUGGUUAAGAUCACAUUACUCAGAUGUAAAAGAACGCAGCGAGAUCAUGGAUACACAUCUCGCUCGCUUCAUCCGUUUCCCUCACAUGUCACCCCUCAGGCUCAAGAAAAUCUUGACCUCAGACGACUUCAAACCUAAGGUCGUAUCGAAACUAGUCGUUGAAGCUCUUCUCCACAAGAUAGAACCGCCGCACCAUCGAGACAGUUCAGCCACUGAACAACCCACCCCCCUAAAGGACCGGUUUAUUAAACGAGACUACACAUUAAGACCCAUCAAGAUUGUGGAAUUCGAGGUUCCUCGCCAACAAUGCAUCGUUUACAUGGACUUGCAACGCAAAGAAUGUGCAGCCAUGUAUCCGUCAGGGCGGGUAUUUUCUCAACGGAUUGACUUAGGAGGACAAGUGGUAAUUGCAACCUGGACCAGAUGA
Molecule: messenger RNA, 828 nt
Organism: Thlaspi arvense
Lineage: Eukaryota; Viridiplantae; Streptophyta; Magnoliopsida; Brassicales; Brassicaceae
Source: the annotation of a GenBank genome assembly